Molecule: messenger RNA, 519 nt
Organism: Fibroporia radiculosa
Lineage: Eukaryota; Fungi; Basidiomycota; Agaricomycetes; Polyporales; Fibroporiaceae
Exons: 3
Coding region: 1-519 (172 amino acids)
Source: RefSeq, a predicted model, not a curated record
AUGUCCACCACCGCUAUGUUGGGUGCCCUCGUCUUCAUGAUUUUUAUUCUGUCCGAGCCCGUCGAUGCGUACACCUCUACCGGAGGUGGAAGGUUUGCGGGCGGUGGAAUCGCGGGCGUUGUGAUAGGUGCUAUCAUUGUCGCCUCUUUAUUGUGUCUAUGCCUUGCGUUCUGUAUUCGACGACGACGCACGCGCAAUUCAUACAACACUGGGUAUCCUGGAAUGGGUAAUGGCAUGGGUGGAGGCCUGUUUGGCCGAGGUCGCCGUGCUGAUGCGGAAGUCGGAAAUCCAAUCGGUAGCCAGCCUGGAUGGAACUCCAAUGGUCCGGCCGUGGCUGGCGGCCCAUACCAAAAUGGACCAGCACCAGCCAUGCACGGAAAUUUUCAACCUCCAACAGGUGUUCCUCCCUCAGGCGGCGUUUAUACCAAUGGUGCCCCACAGCCACCUGCGUAUGGAGCUCAACAAGAUACUUACGCGGCGCCGCCAGGUCCUCCGCCUGCUGCACACACGAAGUUCUAG